Messenger RNA from Thlaspi arvense, 690 nucleotides. The record is from the annotation of a GenBank genome assembly. NCBI's taxonomy places the organism in Eukaryota, Viridiplantae, Streptophyta, Magnoliopsida, Brassicales, Brassicaceae.
AUGAUGCACAACAAGGAGGAGAAAUUGUUGGUGUUGUGGGACAUCAACGGCUGUCCGAUUCCGGAUGGUUUCGAUCCUCGUCUGGUCGGACCGAGAAUAGAAUCGGCGUUGAAGAAGUCAGGCUACUCUGGUCCUCUCACAAUCACUGCCAUUGGCGACCUAAGACGGACCCCUAUCACCCCUAGUGACAAGGUCCUGCGAGUGCUUUCUUCCACUGGCAUCGCUCUUAGACAUGGCUACGACAUUCUACCGACUUUGUUGGAAUGGAACGAUCAUAAUCCAUGUGCUACUAUAAUGAUCAUUGCCGCUCAUCAUCUUCUGCAAUCAAUAGCUGGUACACUUUCCUGCAUAGAGAGAACAUGCAAAUUGCUUCAACGAGAUCCAUCACUCUGGAAAAGCUCUCUGCUUGGGGUUCCUGAAGUAUGCAGGUAUGCUGCCCAAAGCUUUGACGAUCUCACCACGCAUCUCAAGAGUGUAGGACAUGCAGAUGAAGAAACCUCCCUUAAAUACAAGAGAAUGAUGGACAACAAAGUGACGCACAAGGAGAAUAAAACGUUUGUGUUUUGGCACAUCAACUACUGUCCGAUUCCCGAUGGUUAUACUCCUCGCAUGGUCCGUCGGAGAACUGAAUCUGCGGUUAAGAAUUCAGGCUUCUCUGGUUCUGUGACCAUCACUGAACUGGCGACCUAA